GCAGGAGCAUCGACCGGACCUUUUCGUCGGAACGUGAUACACCGACGCGGUGGCGUCGUUAGAUGGUGCUGCCAUUGGUAUCAGAGUGAUAAGCAAGUGCCGAGUGAUUAGUGUCACCCUGGAUGAGCCAGGAGUCGUCAGUCCGUCGAAGAGUGAACAGUGACGGUGAUAACGGAAGAUAUAGAAGAAAUUGGUGAAUUGCUGGGAGUUUAUUGAACGAAUGUAAUUAGCAGGUAAGGUUGGAAUGACGCUGUCCACUUUAGAGAAGAUAGCCCUGGUGAUAGUGGCCGCCGUGGGACUUCGGAUAUUUGUGAGGCUGAGCUUGCUCUUAUGGAAAAAGAUAAUAGCGCCGACGAUUGGUCUUGGGAUCGACGUCGCGUCUCAGGGCAGAUGGGCCGUCGUGACAGGAGCCUCCGACGGAUUGGGUAAAGCCUUCGCCAGCGCCCUUGCAGCUAGGGGAAUGGACAUCGUCCUGAUCUCCAGGACCCAGUCGAAGCUGGACGAGGUGGCGGCUGAGUUGAAAAGUAAAUACGGGGUCGAGACGCGAGUGAUAGAGGCUGACCUGACCCAGGGUCAACCUGUGUAUGCUACGAUAGCAAAAGCCAUUGAGGAGCUGGAGGUUGGUGUGCUUGUCAACAAUGCUGGCCUGAGCUACGAUCACCCUGAGGUCUUCGUAAACGUUCCCGAGGAACAUCUUGCCAGGAUUCUUCAACUGAACGUGGCAGGCGUGACCGGAGUCGCGCGUGCUGUUUUACCAGGAAUGAUGGAACGACGUCGAGGAAUCGUUAUCAAUAUUAGUUCUGCAUCCGCCGCGAUGCCUAGUCCUUAUCUGUCGGUGUAUGCCGCUAGCAAAGCUUACGUUGACAAACUGAGUGCUGAUCUUGCUGCUGAAGCAGCACCAAGAGGUGUCACUGUACAGUGCGUGCUGCCUGGUCCGGUAGCGACGAAGAUGUCAAAAAUUAAGAAGGCCACGUGGAUGGCACCGACACCUGAGAAAUUCGUCGAAGCCUCCUUGAAGACCAUCGGUAUCGAAUCCAGAACCACCGGAUAUCCGCCUCAUUAUCUUAUAAUUGGGAUUGUCAAUGCGCUGCAGUGUAUGUGCGAAAAGGGCGCCGUCUGGUUGGUAGCUAAGACGAUGUUGAAUAUUCGCGGUCGAGCCUUGAGGAAGAAGUUGAGGGACCAGAGUAAGGACGUGCAGGACAUUCCGAAACGUGAGAGUGUCGCGACCAGUUAACGCACGGAAUAGUCUCAUGGUUAUAUGUACACUGUGACAACCGAAGGGUCACAGGGUCAUAUUGUUCAGAUUAAUAUAUUUACAAGAAUCUUGUUAAAAAAUAAAUUGUUAUUACUUUAAUUUUGAUAA
Cephus cinctus (wheat stem sawfly) is the source of this 1363-nucleotide messenger RNA. RefSeq names its product very-long-chain 3-oxoacyl-CoA reductase. NCBI's taxonomy places the organism in Eukaryota, Metazoa, Arthropoda, Insecta, Hymenoptera, Cephidae. The coding region runs from base 245 to 1234 and encodes 329 amino acids. The transcript has 4 exons. The record is from RefSeq and is a predicted model, not a curated record. Gene Ontology annotation, cellular component: endoplasmic reticulum. Gene Ontology annotation, molecular function: oxidoreductase activity.